This is a messenger RNA of Pediculus humanus corporis (human body louse), 735 nucleotides long. RefSeq lists its product as uncharacterized. Gene Ontology annotation, cellular component: cytoplasm. NCBI's taxonomy places the organism in Eukaryota, Metazoa, Arthropoda, Insecta, Psocodea, Pediculidae. Gene Ontology annotation, biological process: regulation of translational fidelity. The transcript has 2 exons. The coding region runs from base 1 to 735 and encodes 244 amino acids. Gene Ontology annotation, molecular function: tRNA binding; double-stranded RNA binding; nucleotidyltransferase activity. The record is from RefSeq and is a predicted model, not a curated record.
AUGUUUUUUUCUAGAAAAUAUCAACACACUAGCAAUGUGAAUAACCCCUCGAUAAUUUCAAUUUUAGAGGUAUCAGCUGCAUCCACGGCAGCCAAUUUACUUUUCGAAGGGAAAGUAAUAGCAAUACCUACAGAUACAAUUUAUGGUAUUGCUGCUUCUACUCAAAACAAUUAUGGACUAAAAAAAUUAUAUGAAAUAAAAAAAAGAGAUUUAAACAAACCCCUGUCUAUUUGUGUCAGCGACACAUCAGAAAUAAAAUUAUGGGGAGAAACAUCUCAUUUAAAUGAGAGAUUACUGGAAGAUUUGUUACCAGGACCUGUAACAAUUGUUUUAAAAAGAAAAGGCCUUUUAAAUUCAUUUGUAAAUCCAAACACAGAUUUAAUAGGUAUCAGAAUACCAAAUACUAAUUUUGUUCAGGCUUUAAGUAGAUUAUGUACAGUUCCAAUAGCUUUAACCAGUGCUAAUAUAAGCUUUGAACAAAGUCCAAUAGAAAUAAAUGAUUUUAUUCAUCUAUGGCCAAAACUUGAUGCUAUUUUUGAUGGAGGUGUUAUCAGUAACUCACCAUUACAAAGAGCUGGUUCUACUGUUGUGGAUUUAAGUGAACCUGGACAUUAUAAUAUUAUUCGUGAAGGAAAUAGGAAUAUUUUAAACUUUUUAUUACUUACGGAUGCAAAGUUGUAUUGUGUACGCGUAGUAAGACCACCCAAUUACCGCACUGAGGAAAAGAACUGGUAA